GAAGAAACCUAAAGUUGGUCAAAUUAUUAACCAAAUGUAGUUUUCCUGACUAAAGUUUACAUAUAAACGUCUUGACGGACCACAUGAGUGGACAAGACCCCGUAAUACACGACGACCACUUAAUGAACCCAGUGUUUCGUGUGCUAUUGACUACGCAUGCGCACUCCGAGCAGAAUAUCGAGCCGCCCUUCCUCCCCGCCAACUUGCACCGCAGGGUCGGGCGGACAUCGACUCACAACAACCCCGACUUCGUUGGCUUUUCUCAUUGAAUACUUUCUGAGCUAAAAUGGAGAGCCCAUAUCGCGCUGAAAACGAUUCACCUCUUCUGCUGCCGUCUCUCCGCCUCUUCAUCCCUCCUCUGCGCCUCGUGUCUGCAGCCAUGUGGCAGGUCGUCCAGAGGGGCAGCGUGCAGGAUUACGGGAUGGUGGAGGAGUUCAUCAGCACAGUUUCAGAAAUCCUACCUGAACUUUUGAACGCAGAUCAGAAAGCUCAACUCCUCCUGGGACUCAGAGCGCGGGUGGUUCUUGAAUUGUGUCGGGCUCAGGAGAUAAGAGACACAGAAACCAUCGAGAUGCACCUGGAGCGGAUCAAGACUCUUAUAUCCACCUGGGCAGCACAGCCGUGUUUUGCAGAAGUGGAGUUCCCAGAAUCAAACUUUGUGGAUCAAGUUGAAUUGCUGUUAAAAGACGCUGAAGAGAAGGAAAAGUUUUUCCAGGAUGUUUUUCCUACGGAUUUCGGGCCUGAUUAUGACAGCGCUCUACAGGUGCUAAUGCUGGAUUUCCUGUCCAGACUGGAGAAGCUUCUUCCUGUACCAGACAUUCAGCAGACUGCAUCGAUGCUCAGUGCCGUCCCAUCUGCCAUGGAGGAGUGUGUGCACUCUGUUCCCGACCUGCAGCACCUGAAGGCUGUGCUCCAGUACCACACAACACUUGGACAUUUCGAUUUAUCCGAUGAAACUCAAACCAUUCCUUCUUCCUUCGGGAAUUGCAUCCUGUCUUCGCUGUCCCUCCCUCAGCUGGAGAAGGUCGUCAUUCAUACAGAUCAGAUCCAGCUGCAGACUCAGUCGGAGCAGAUACCGGGCUGCAUGACGGUCCAGGUGGAGGGCGAGACUGUGACACUGCUGGACUACAUACACAUUGAACAGCAUCCAGCUUUGGUGGAGCCUGAUGCUGAAGACGGACACGAAGUAAACGAAGAGGAUAGUGUCAGCGACGCCCUGAAGCCAGCCUCUUUUCAACCACUGAAACAAAGCAAAAGACUGCAGGUGAAGAGAAAAGCUUUAAAAGAAAAAGACUCCGCUACAGCCAAGAGGCAAAGAAAAAAAUACCCAAAUAAUAAGACGUGUCCUGUGUGCAAUAAGAUUUUCCUGCGGGCCGCAGCCAUGAGGCGACACCUGGAAACUCAUUCUGCCAACCGGGAAUUCAAGUACAAAUGCGCCAACUGUGAUAAACGAUUCAGGGACCAUUACGACAUGAACAGACACAACAUGCGCGUCCAUGAAAAGGAAGAGAUCUGCAACAUCGCUAAGGAGGAGGAGGCAGGAGAUCCCUGCACGUCUGAGAUGUCGGAAAACAAAAACUGCGCUCUGUGUGGGAAGUAUUUCGGCCGUCGGGUGGACAUGGAGCGGCACAUGAGGUCCCACUCAGAGGACCGCCCGUAUAACUGCUGCUUCUGCGAGAAGAAGUUUAAGAAUCCUUACGUUUUAAAGAGACACCAGCAGGAGAUUUGUAAGAGCAGAGAGCUGAAACGGCCGAAGAAGAAAGAGACUCAGCGCCCGAAUCCACAACCGCCAUCUGAAGCGUCGACUGAGGGCAAAGUGUGUCCCAUCUGCAACAGGAUCCUACCGUGCACCGCCGACAUCGCAAAGCAUUUACGAUCCCACUCGGAAGAGCGUCCUUUUAUUUGCAUCACUUGCGAGAAAGGCUUCAAGUACAAGGACACGUUGAAGAAGCAUCAGAUUAUUCAUGGUCACGAGGGGAUCAGAGAGGAGCAGAGCAAGACGGUGGAGCAGAUUCUGGCUGAAGCCGAUGCAGGUAACCUCGAGAAAAAAGAAAAUAAUCCACAUGCAUCUGCAGACACGUCUGAGGAGUGUCUGUCUGCAGAAACAGUGCAGAAAGUCAAGAGAAAAGUGCCUAAAGUGUGUCCGGUCUGCUCUCGGGUGUUCGACAGCGUCAAAACACUAAACCGGCACGUCCAGUGUCACACAGAGGACCGUCCUUAUUACUGCGUCCACUGCAAGAAACGCUUUAAGCACAUGCACGGGCUGAAAAGGCACCAGAUUUAUGCCAUCUGUCAUAAGAAAAUCACCAGAUUCUUGUGGAAAAAGGAGCAGAGAGCGGGGCCGAGCCAGAGCGAAGCGACCAGCGGCGAGCUGCAGCAGGGCUCCAGCCUGAAGAUCCCCGUGUGGUGCUCCAACUGCGGCAAACACUUUGAAUACCCGUCGGCUUUGAAGGAGCACCAGGAGAACGUCUGCAAAGUGGAACUGGGUGAGAUCAUGAAGUGCGGCGAUUGCGGGAAAGAGUUCAAGAGCAUGACGAUGCUCAAAGUGCACCAGAGGAUCCACGACCCGCUCUACUGCAAAGAGUGCGGGAAGAUCCUCGCAAACCAGCCUGCGUUCGAGAGGCACAAGCUCAUGCACAGGCCGAUGCCGUGCACCAUGUGUGAUAAGACUUUUACUAUGCUGAGGCGCUUGAGGGAACACUACGAGAAGCAGCACAAGUUCACCGGACCGUAUCCUUGUGCGCAGUGCGACAAAACCUUCAUCCAGCUCUCCUACCUCGCCAUCCACCAGAGAAUCCACAAAGGAGAGUUCCCGUACAUCUGCAGCAUGUGUCCCGAGAAGUUCAGGUCCUCCAACUGUCUGACGGUCCACCAGAGGAAACACACCGGAGAGAAACCCUUCCUGUGCUGGCAGUGUGGGAAGUGUUACCGCUCUGCCUCGGAGCUCACGGUGCACAUGGGGACGCACUCGGACGAGAGGCCGUGGGCGUGCACGCAGUGCGACAUGGCGUACCGCACCAAGCUGCAGCUGACCAACCACGUUGAGCAAAUCCACAUCGGCGUGCGGUAUCCCUGCAACAGCUGCGGGAAGCAGUUCAUGAAGGAGACGUCCCUGAAGAGGCACGAGCUCAUCCACACAGGCGAGAGGCCGCACCAGUGCACCGUGUGCGGGAAAACCUUCCUGACCGCCAACGAGCUCCGCCUCCAUAACCGCUACCACACCGGGGAGCGGCCGUACAAGUGCGAAGUGUGCGGCAAAGCCUUCAUCCAGUCGGGAUAUCUGAAGUCACACAUGCGCAUCCACACCGGGGAGAAGCCGUUCAAAUGUGACAUCUGUGACAAAGGCUUCAGGCUGUCGUACCACAUGAAGAAACACAGACGGACUCACGCCGGGAAGCCAAAGACCUACAUCUGUGAGGAGUGCGGGCUGGGCUUCCUCAUUAAGAAAUCCCUGUGGGAACACUCGCUCACCCACAAUGUCAAAGUGGAACCUUCGUUCACUGAUGAAGUGAGGAUAGAAUUUCAGUAGAAAUCCUGUAGUUAAAUGCAGCUUUUGUUCAUUUAUAUUGAGGAUAAAUUCUGAGCUGGAAUCAUCAAAUCAUCAAAAACACUUUGUUAUGAAUUUGCUUUUUCUUAUUUAGUUUUGACAGCUUUGUAAGUUGGUUCUUUUUUUUUUCCCCUCCUGGUUAUCAAAUAUAAAGCUAAUCGAUGAUCUACAAGGCAUGUAAAUAAUAAAAGCCAAUGAUUUAUUUCUGCUCACGUGGCUUUUUGGAAUAAAUCUAUCAUGAAUGUAAA
Messenger RNA from Centropristis striata (black sea bass), 3795 nucleotides. Its product is annotated as zinc finger protein 11-like. Bases 287 to 3529 code for a protein of 1080 amino acids. The record is from RefSeq and is a predicted model, not a curated record. Lineage: Eukaryota; Metazoa; Chordata; Actinopteri; Perciformes; Serranidae. The transcript is spliced from 8 exons.